Messenger RNA from Miscanthus lutarioriparius, 678 nucleotides. NCBI's taxonomy places the organism in Eukaryota, Viridiplantae, Streptophyta, Magnoliopsida, Poales, Poaceae. The record is from the annotation of a GenBank genome assembly.
AUGGGCGACGGGGCGCCGGCGGUGCCGAGCAGGUUCCGUACGAUCUGCGUCUUCUGUGGCAGCAACGCAGGCCGCCGCAAGGUGUACGCCGACGCCGCCCUCGAGCUCGGGUACGAACUGGUGCGGAGGGGCAUCAACCUGGUCUACGGCGGCGGCAGCAUCGGCCUGAUGGGCGUGAUUGCUCGGACGGUUCGUGAUGGCGGCUGCCAUGUCCUUGGGGUGAUUCCCAAAGCGCUCAUGCCUGUUGAGAUAUCAGGCGAGAGCGUGGGAGAAGUGAAGGUCGUCGACGACAUGCAUCAGAGGAAAGCCGAGAUGGCUCGCCAAUCCGAAGCGUUCAUCGCUCUUCCAGGGGGGUACGGGACGAUGGAGGAGUUGCUGGAGAUGAUCACCUGGUGCCAGCUUGGAAUUCAUGACAAACCAGUUGGGUUGCUGAACGUCGACGGCUACUACGACCAGCUGCUUGCCCUGUUCGAGAAAGGCGCCGCCGAGGGCUUCAUCAACCCUGACUGCAGCCAAAUAUUCGUUUCUGCGCCGACCGCAAGCGAACUGCUGACGAAGAUGGAGCAAUACACCCGGUUGCACCAGGAGGUAGCCCCAGCAACGAGCUGGGAGAUCUCGGAGCUCGGCUACGGGAGAGGCGGCGGCGGCAGCGCGCCGUCAGAAGAAGAAGGCUCGUAG